AAACACAAUUCAAACAGUCUUCCUUGAACGUGCUGAUGUAACGUUUAUAAUUAGUAUAUAUGCGCGGUUCGCAAUUCUCAUGAUAGUUAACAUUUUUCUACACUAUUAUUUCGCGAGAAUAUGCGUGUUUCUUUACUUGGUUUCUUUAAAUAAUACGUUAAUCGCGCGUUUACAAGACAAGUCAUAAAGAAAUCGAUCUACGAGAAAAACGGGAAGAAGCUCUUAGAAUUUUUAUGAUAUAUGAUACUUCUUGAAAAGUGCUAAGGUCCAAAUAUGAGUCGUAACACGAAAAGUCAUAAAAAUGUACAAAGAAGAUCCGCGUUGUCAUUUGCUGGUGCGGAUGAUUCCAUCGACCAUUACAUUGAUAAUAUUAUACAAUCCGAUCCUUGGAAAAACAUCGCGGAAAUUGAAAAAAGUGACGCCGCUUGCAUCCAGAAUGUGUUGAAUGAAUUCGAUGAUAUGAUUACGCAACAAAAGGCUUCCAAAGCAAGUCAUAGCGCUGCGAAAAAAAAAUCGAAACAACCAAAGGAAAAAUCCGCGAUUAAGGAUUCAACGACUUCUGAAGAGACUUCAUCAAAUAUGCAUAAUAUGCUCGAACCCAAAACCAAGGUUCAGACAAAAAAGAAAGCUUCAACAAAACGAACUCCCAAGAUGAUAGAAAAAACGCCUUCGCAAGAACUCCAACGCAGUGUAGAUGAUGCGAAAAGAGCAGUUCGGAAAACUUUAGAACCUAAUGUCAAAGAGAUUGCCGUUAACGAAUCAGUCAAAAAAGUAAACAAGAAAGACGUAACAAAUACAACUGAUACAAAUCUGCUAACAAGCACACCCAAAAAAGAGUUGUCUAAAACAGUAGGAGAAACGGCAAAAGACGAAAAGUCGACCGCAAAUACAAAAAAACGAAAGAUGACAGAUUCUGAAAAUACAUCGAAGAAAUAUAUCAAGCACCAAAAAAAAAAGCGUCAAAAAAAAAUGUUGAAAAAGAAAGUGAAAGAUACGGAGCAUUGUCAAGGUGAAGAUAAUACAAAAGUUUCUGAUAAAGAUGAUAAUUUAAAAGUGGAAGAACCCAAAAAUGUAUUAGAAGAAAACGUCGAAACAAAAUUAUGCAAAAAUACGAUGAAAUGUAAUGUAGUAGAUGAGAAAUGCGAGUUCAAAAACAAGGAAAUUUCUAACAAAUUAAAAAAUCUGAAAAGCUGUAAAGACAAAUUGCCUAAAAGCGCUACAUCAAAAACAUCUUCUAAGCCAUUAAGAAAUAAUGUGGAGAAUACCGAAAGUCAAUGCACAAAAGAAUGCGCGGAACAUUGUCGCACAUAUGAGCAAUAUUUAUCGAGAGCUGUAAAACAAUUAGAGGAAAGAAGAGAACUUAGAAAGACUAAAAAGGCAGCAAAAGCUAUGGCUAAACUUAGUCAUGAAAUAUCAGUUGUCAAAAGAAAAAUGGAAUGCAUAAGAAAUAAUUUAGAAAGCAAAGAGUCAUCGGAUUCUGGCAGCGAUUAUUCUGAGGAGUCAUUGUAUCCGUCAUUAUAUUCAUCUUUAUCAUCCUCCUCAUCCGAAUCAUCACACUCGAGCGACUGUACCUGUUCAGACUGCAAUUGUUAUACGAGUGAUGAUUACACCGAGUAUACGUGUGAUUCGUCUGAUUCUUCGAUUUCUAGUGAGAAUAGCGAAAACGAAUAAAAGCAAGUGAGAGCAAAA
Formica exsecta is the source of this 1689-nucleotide messenger RNA. RefSeq lists its product as uncharacterized. Bases 274 to 1671 code for a protein of 465 amino acids. The record is from RefSeq and is a predicted model, not a curated record. Lineage: Eukaryota; Metazoa; Arthropoda; Insecta; Hymenoptera; Formicidae. The transcript is spliced from 7 exons.